AUGGAAACACAAUGUGAUUUUCAUAGUCCACUAUACGGAGAUUCAGAGUCUGUUUUUCAAGAAGAAGACUUUCCAGAAAUUCUAAUGGACCAAUUUUGCAAAGUGUUAAAGAUUUCAGAUGAAAGUGAUUCUGAAGACAUGCCGGUUCUAGUAACUAGCACCACAAAUUUAGAAGAGCAACUUCAAGAGUUGCAAAGGAAACUCAUUGAAAAAGAUGUCGAAAUAGCAGCCUUGGUAGCCCAAGUAGCGUCUCAAGCAAGUACAUCUGCUCGAACUCAUCCUUAUCCAAUUCAUUAUGAUACUGUUCCAUUCCCAACCGGUUAUCAAAAACCAAACUUUGAGAAAUUUGAUGGUUUGACCGGUUCCCCUCAAGAACAUUUGGCACAUUUCUAUUCGGCUUGUGGAGAAUCUACUUUGACAGAUGCCUUGUUGAUAAGGCAGUUCGUACAAUCUCUCAAGGGUUCUGCAUUCACUUGGUACACCCAAUUACAACCAGGGUCAAUUCACACGUGGGACGAUUUACAAAGGGCUUUUCUUGCCCAAUUUGUGAGUUCAAAGAAGAAAGUUUCAAUCAUUGAUUUAGCCAAUGCUCGACAAAAGUCAAAUGAAAGUUUCAAUGACUUCAUUACAAGAUGGAGAAGCCUAAAUCUCCAAUGUUCUGAAAAGUUGACUGAACAAUCUGCAGUACAAAUGUGUUCAAACAAUCUCUUACCAGAGAUUGCCACUUCCAUAGGGACUGUAGAACCUCAAAGUUUUGAUGCAUUGGUCUCUAAGGUGAGCAAUGUUGAAAGACAAAUUGCCCGACAAAAGAGUACCAUGCAAAGGGGGCAAGAAAAAAAUACAGAAGGAAAAAGCCCUGAAAUAAUGGAGAAGUAA
Quercus lobata is the source of this 876-nucleotide messenger RNA. RefSeq lists its product as uncharacterized. The record is from RefSeq and is a predicted model, not a curated record. The transcript has 2 exons. NCBI's taxonomy places the organism in Eukaryota, Viridiplantae, Streptophyta, Magnoliopsida, Fagales, Fagaceae. The coding region runs from base 1 to 876 and encodes 291 amino acids.